This is a messenger RNA of Lactuca sativa (garden lettuce), 3326 nucleotides long. RefSeq lists its product as uncharacterized. Lineage: Eukaryota; Viridiplantae; Streptophyta; Magnoliopsida; Asterales; Asteraceae. The record is from RefSeq and is a predicted model, not a curated record. Gene Ontology annotation, molecular function: zinc ion binding; nucleic acid binding.
UUUGUCUUUUUAUAAAUAGUCUAUGCCAUCUUUUAAAAUCCAGGUUUUAGUCCUUAACCUUUUUUUUUUAUGGCAGGUCCAUGUAACUUUAAUUUCUACUGUGAUUGGUCCUUGGGACACACACUUGACUUCCUGACAAUUGUGUCCAAAAUCCUGAAACACACCUUUGACUUCCUGACAAGUCAUCACCAACUCGCUGUUUCCACGAGCAUAAUGAUGGUCCAUCCAAGAUUCUCACGUUGCAUCCAAAUCCCUUAUCAGCUCAGAAUGGUGGUACUUCGAUCGAGGCCGGUAGAUGGCGGUUCAGGAGAGGGGUCAGGUUCGGGAUCAGGUUCCGAGCCGGUAGAUGAGGGACUACGCGAGUUCAUCGCGUCAGAGAUCACCAGAGGCAUCCUUGAGUCGACCCCCAUCCUCUUUGGGUCGAUCAAAGAAGGGAUCAUGGAGUUGAUGGAGGAUCGCCUUCGGGCAUUUCGGAGUGAUAUGGCAUCUAGCCAGUCGGGAUCUCGCACACUAUCCUUCAAUGACUUCAAGGGCAGUGGUGCACCGGAUUUCCAUGGGGUGAAAGACCCCAUUGCCGCCAGGCGAUGGAUUGCAGACAUCGAGUCUGUACAGUUGACUAGCUUCUGCCCCGAGGGGUCGAAGGUGAGGUAUGCAGCCGGGUGUUUACGGGACCGAGCCCGGGAUUGGUGGGAGUCAGUGGGUGACUCGUUGGGAGCCUCAGCUAUCAAGGCUAUGACCUGGUCGGACUUUGUGACCAGGUUCAGGGCAGAGUUUGCACCGGCUAUCGAGCUUCAGCAGUUGGCCAGGGAGUUUCUGGACAUGAGGCAGACGAUGGAGACUGUGGCGGAGAUCACCGCCAAGUUCUGGGAGAGGGCUUUAUUGGUGCCCCAGUAUGCUGGUGACGAGGAUAUGAGGAGGACCCGCUAUCACGACAUGCUUCGGGCUGAUAUCCGGGAGCACGUUAGUUUUUCAGCUUGCCCCACCUUGGACUCCAUGAUUGCCAGGGCGAGGGAGAGGGAGAUAGAUUUGGAGCACAUCUGGAAACGGAAGGCAGAAGAGGGUCAAUCAGGAGGGGCUUCGGGGAAGAAGCCCAAGGGAUCAGAUGCGGGGCUGAAAGGCCAACAGGGACUGGGACGCUGCAGGAAAUGCGGAAAGACACACGAGGGAGCGUGCCGGUUGGGAUCAUCAGGCUGCUAUAAGUGCGGCAAGCGUGGGCACUUUAGCAGGGAUUGCACUGCUCCGGCAGCAGUUAUUCAGACAUCGGAGUUGUUGUGUUUCCACUGCAACCAGAGGGGCCACAAGAAGGCCAAUUGCCCCCAGUUGACAGUUUCAGCGCCGGUGAAGGCGCCAGCUCCAGCGACUGUGCGGAUCACGGAUGGCCGGCAGGGCAAGGUAGAGGCUCCGGUGGUGAGGAGCCGAGCGUUUCAGUUGACUACCGAGGAGGCACGCGCCGCACCCGAUGUGGUGACGGGUACCUCAUCAGCUAGGGGAAAGGAGCCGACGCGAUAGCAGCAUGUCACACACACACACACUCUCUUGUUUCCGCAGUUAUGAGUUUAUUCUGGGAUUGAUACUCUGAUAUUUGAUUGAUCGUAUGUUGUGGUUUUCAAUUUGGUUUUCGAUGUGAAAUGGUUUAAUCAAACAAUGUUUUAACUAUUAAUGCUUUCAUGUAAUGUUUUAUAACGAAAUUUUUGGACGUGAAAAUUGGGUCGUUACAACACUCCACCCAUCUUCUUCAAGUUCAUUAACCUACAUCUAAAGAUCAGUGAAAAACUAUGAAUCAUAUCUUCCCCACCAUACCUAUGUCCCCUCUAAAUCGCAUCUCCCCCUUAUUUUUUUCUUUCUCUGAUGAGACCAUCUUCUGCCUCUGGCCAAACUUUCACCAGCGACGACUUCGACUUCAUCCUUUUCAAUACCCACUGCAUCUCCUCUACCCUGCACCUUCACCAUUUCAACUGCAUCUUCUUCCUCCUCCCUCUCCACCAGCCACCUGCGUCAUCAAAUAUACCCAUUAUGACCUAAUUGAUUUGACAGUUAAUAUGUGUGAAAUUAAGAACGUAAUGGGGGUUCCCCUAUUUCUAAAGAUCGAAGUGUGUUCCCUUUUUCUCAAGGUCGAUCCAACCAUUUUCUCUUUCAUUUUUCCCUCGAAUUUGUAACACCCAAAAUUUUCAACUGAUUUUUCACAUUUUAAAAACACACUUUCAUUCAUAAUUGUUAUAAAAAUGUCAUUGUAUCACAUAACAAUCCAUAACAACACAUCCCAUGCAAGAUCAUAAUAUGUAAAAGCUCUUCAUGUGUGUAUUGAUCAUGCCGACGCCUUCCCACGAUCCUCACUGGUAUCUAAAACACAUAACACAACACUGUAAGCAUAAAUGCUUAUUGAGUUCCCCAAAAUACCACACACAACACAUAUUAGCCACUCAAGGCUAUAACUCUGUUGACCCUCUGGUCAAUGUGUCUCAGUGGGACCCUCCAGUCCCAUAACUCUGUGGACCCUCUGGCCCUAACUUUGUGGACCUUCCGGUCCUAACUCUGUAAACUCUGUAACAUACAUAACAUAAAUCACAUAGAAAUCACAUCAUGAAAAAGCAUACAAAAUACUCUGUCACAUAACUCUAAUUACCACUCUAGGUAAAGUAUAGUGAGAAGACUCACCUCGGGUAACUCAGUAAUCUCGAACUCGGUAAAAAUCUGGUCUAGCCUCCGCCUCUAGAUGAAGCUCCUUCCUCUGAGGAUCUCAGAUCCAAACUUUCACUUCAAGCUCUAGCCUCCACAAGCUCCUCUCCUUCUUCUUCACUAACACACCAAUGCACUUUUAGCUCAAAACACUCACACACACACUUAGGGACGAAGGAAGUGUUGGAUACAGUGUCUAACUCCAUAACUAUAUUUGGUAUAUACUUGACCCGACCCGGCGUGGUCCAUUUUGGUUGCACUUCACCCGAACAAUUUAUGGAUAAUCUUUUGAGAAUAGUAUAAGUUAUGAUUUAUUAAUAUAGUAUAAGUUCUAAUAUAUUAAUAUAAAAUCAUAUUAUUUAAUUAGUAUUGAUCUAUAAUUAAUCUAGAAUUAAUUUAGAGAUCAAAAGUAUGACUAAUUAAAUAUGGGCUCUUGUAUUUAUAUAGUGUGGGCUAAUGCUUAUUUGGAAUGGGCUAGGCUUGAAUGGAAAGUCCAUGGAUACUCCAUGGAGCUUUAACCCAUGUAUCUCAUGGAAAUGAAAAGACAUGGGUAUUAGGGUUUACAUGGAUGUAACCCUAAUCCACCACACUAUAAAAAGGAGGCUUUGGUUCUUGAAAUCACACUAGUUGUGGUGAGUAAAGUAAGAGGG